AAAAAAGAAAGCGUAAAAUACGAUAAACGAUGUAAAUUGAAAAUUUGUGUUAUCACCUAAAGUUUCGGUCUUGAUGAAUCAAAAUUUUUAGUAUUUCUUCGUACAACAUUAAAUUCCAUGUAAAAUAUCAAUUUCUCAUCAGUUCAACAAUUAAUUCAACGUAAUGUCUACGACAAAAAUUAUUGAUGAGGUCGAUAUUAUUUGCGGAUUAAAAGCAGCAAUCACAGAGCUGGAAUGUCAUCAUCAAGCACAAAUACUGAAAGCCCAAAAAGAAAAGAUAGUAUCACCGUCUGUAUAUAUAACAAUACCUAUACAACAUGUAACGCAAACUAAAAAACCGAAACCACGAAGCAAGUCCAAAAGCAGUAGGCGUGCUUCUUCAAAAUAUAUAAAAGAGCCAGCUGUGACAGACAGUCAAUGCAAAGACAAAGAGAAGUUCGAUCGUCCCAAGAGUCAGUACAAGGACAAAGAGAAGUUGGAUCGACCCAAGAAGACACCUCGCCUGAUGUUCCCGGAAAUGCGAGGGGGCAUACUGUAUUCCAGAUGUUACUGUUUGCACAGAAACGGUCUUCAAGAUGUGUGUCCGUUAACGCAAUGCCAAGGCCAACCGGAAUGUUUGACUGAACCAUGGGCUAUCUGUCCACCGGGAAAAUAUGUCAGAUCGCGUUACCCAGAAUUGUAUCCGACGAAAAAAGAUUGUGUACAGCGUGAUGAUACAAAAUGAAAGGAAAAAAAAAAGGAAAAACGAAAAUUACAUUUUGUGUUUAUACAUACAAAAAACUUAUCUCCGAAUAGAAUGUUAAUAUUUUUAAAAGAUGCGUCAGUUUUUAAAUUUUUUUAUUAAG
Dinoponera quadriceps is the source of this 845-nucleotide messenger RNA. RefSeq lists its product as uncharacterized. The record is from RefSeq and is a predicted model, not a curated record. The coding region runs from base 164 to 724 and encodes 186 amino acids. NCBI's taxonomy places the organism in Eukaryota, Metazoa, Arthropoda, Insecta, Hymenoptera, Formicidae. The transcript has 3 exons.